This is a messenger RNA of Pyricularia pennisetigena, 444 nucleotides long. RefSeq lists its product as uncharacterized. NCBI's taxonomy places the organism in Eukaryota, Fungi, Ascomycota, Sordariomycetes, Magnaporthales, Pyriculariaceae. Gene Ontology annotation, cellular component: fungal-type cell wall. The record is from RefSeq and is a predicted model, not a curated record. Gene Ontology annotation, molecular function: structural constituent of cell wall. The transcript has 2 exons. The coding region runs from base 1 to 444 and encodes 147 amino acids. Gene Ontology annotation, biological process: fungal-type cell wall organization.
AUGCAGUUCUCCGUCGCCGCUGUCCUUGCCUUCGCCGCUGCCGGCGUUUCGGCCUCCGCCUUCAACAACGGCACCCAGGUCUACGUCACUGAGGUCGUCACUGCCCUGACCACCUACUGCCCUGUUGCCACUCAGAUCACCGCUGGUGGCAAGACCUACACCAUCACCUCGGCCACCACCCUGACCAUCACCGACUGCCCUACCGGCUGCACCGUCACCAAGCCCGUCUACACCUCCAAGGUCGUCGACUGCAAGACCUGCAACGGUACCACCGCCGCCCCUCCCCCGGUUGUCCCCACCAAGACCGGCGGUGUCCCCGUCCCCGUCGGCACUGGCUCUGCCACCGUCUCCAAGCCCCCCUCGGUCCCCACCGCUGGUGCCGCCAAGGUCGCCCUCUCCGGCGCCGGUCUUGCCGGUCUCGUCGGCUUCGCCGCCCUCCUGUAA